AUGUACUCAAGAUUUCAAACCUUAGUCUCUAGACUACAAAUACUGAAAAUAAGCUAUGUUGCUUCUGAUCAUGUGAGGAAGAUACUAAGAAGCUUGCAUGCUAGAUGGAGACCUAAGGUUACUGCUAUUGAUGAAGCUAAAGAUUUAAACACUUUAAGUGUUGAAGAUCUUGUCAGCUCUCUCAAGAUUCAUGAGGUAAGUCUAAAUGAACAUGAACCUGCUAAGAAGAGUAAAUCCAUUGCUCUACCAUCUAAAGGGAAGUCAUCAAAAGCGCUUAAAGUUAUUGAAUCUGAAGAAGAGUCACCUGAUGGAGAUUCUGAUGAAGAUCCAACUAAGAAGAUGGCUAUGCUCUCCAACAAGCUUGAGUAUUUGGCAAAGAAGAAUAGGAAGUUUAUGAGUAAGAGAGGUGGUUACAAAAGCUCCAAGAAAGAAGAUCAGAAGGGAUGCUUCAACUGUAAAAAGCCUGGACAUUUUAUUGUUGAUUGCCCUGAUCUUCAGAUGGAGAAAUUAAAGUACAAGUCAAAGAAAUCAAGCUUCAACUCAAGAAAAUUCAGGAAGCAGAUUAAGAAGAGUUUAAUGGCAACCUGGGAAGAUUUAGAUAGUGAAUCUGGGUCUGAAAAGGAAGAAGCAGAAGAUGAAGCAAAUGUAGCUAGAGGGUUAGUGGCUACAGUGACAUCAGAAGCUGAACCUAACUUAGAAUCUGAAGAUGAAAAUGAGGUAUACUCUAAAAAUUUCCACAGAAGAACUUAUUGA
Medicago truncatula (barrel medic) is the source of this 753-nucleotide messenger RNA. RefSeq lists its product as uncharacterized. The transcript has a single exon. The coding region runs from base 1 to 753 and encodes 250 amino acids. The record is from RefSeq and is a predicted model, not a curated record. NCBI's taxonomy places the organism in Eukaryota, Viridiplantae, Streptophyta, Magnoliopsida, Fabales, Fabaceae. Gene Ontology annotation, molecular function: zinc ion binding; nucleic acid binding.